Molecule: messenger RNA, 1944 nt
Organism: Zerene cesonia (dogface butterfly)
Lineage: Eukaryota; Metazoa; Arthropoda; Insecta; Lepidoptera; Pieridae
Product: transmembrane protein 135-like
Exons: 10
Coding region: 140-1318 (392 amino acids)
Source: RefSeq, a predicted model, not a curated record
CUAUGAGAGGCCGCGCGCGCAUCUGUACUGAUUCGUGUAAUUAGUGUUCUGAUUGUGUUUUGUUUGUGGAAAUAGUGUUUUGUUUAGUUCUCGUAUUGUAGAGAAAGGUUUUUGGAGUAGCGUUAUACGAUUCAGCACAAUGGCUGAAAUAAGCAAGCACUUGUUCGAGAGCGCCUGCAGCGAUCUGCACUGCAGCGUGAUCCUUCAUCCUUGGGACAGAAGUUGCUGGUCUUCGUCCAUACAAACAUAUAAAGAUUCGUUGAUUGGCAGCGCUCGAUUCUACGCACUUAUACAUUUGGCACAAAACUUAAUACGCGGUAAGAAGAUACUCCAAAAAGAAGAACUUAAGAAAGCCCUUGAAUACUACCUCAGGUCCACUCUCCUAGGAACCCUAAUUAGCGGGACCUGUGUCUCACUUGGCUGUUUACUUAGAUUACUAUUGGGCAAACAAUUUACGUAUUACACGUACUUGAUGAUUCCCAAUAUGAUUAAUGGAUUAUUUAUAUUAUUAGAACCCCCUUCGCGAAGAGGCCUCGUUAUCAACUUGUUCACUAAUUUGGUGAUUGAAUAUUGGUUACAAUCAUUGCAUCGUUCAGGAUAUUUGGCGAUGACAAAAUGGAAGCAAACUUUUCUGUUCAUGCUGGGUAGUUCUCUUCUCUUCUAUCUUAUGCGGUUAGAGGGAGACAAGGAGAAGAGAACACCCUUAUUAUGGCUAUUUACACCGGAGAAAGUGCGAAGAAAAACGGAUGAUUCCAAAAACGUUUGUCCCCACAAUGGACCCUGUUUGCAAUAUAUAUUAAAGGGUACGUCAAUUUACUUCGGUGCUGGUUUAGCGUUAACGAUGGCUAAGACUAUUCUACCCAGGCUCAGAAACCCAUUGAAGGUUCUUUCAAACAUACGCGGGAGACACUUCAGUAUGGCGCUGUUCUUCGGAAGCUAUAUCGGUAUCUAUAGAGCUGUCAUAUGCUACUUGUGCCGUAGGCGUGGUUAUGACUCGGCAAUGUAUGCGUUACCAGCUGGGUACAUCGCAGGCUUGGCAUUUCUUUUCAAGCCAAACCUCGGAUUUGCGAUCGCGGCACUAACGGGAGCGUUCAAGAUCUAUUCCACAACACUUUACGAAAAGAAGAUCUUACCAGAGAAUGUACCCCUGCCCCUCAUACUGUACUGCGUCUGUCAAGGGAUCCUGUUCCACACACGCUUCAUGCACCCCGAAGUGUGUCCCAGUUACGUCAUAAACCUUAUUAAGAGCGUCAGUAAUGGAAGAUCUGAAAUUCUCUACAGAAAUAUGUUAGAAGCAGUCAAGAGAGCAUCCUUAUGAAAGUGAUUUAACCUUAAGGUUUAGGUGACUGGCUUUACUUUAAUGGUGUAAUUAGAAUAAUAUUAGAAAUUAUAAUUAAAGGUGCUGAUCAAAGAUAAAUAUAUUGCGUUAAUGUGAAUAUAUUUCAUUUGUGAAAUUGGAGUAUAUUAUAUAUUCGAAUGUUAAAGGUACAGAUAUGCAAAUGUAAUUAAAGUAUAUGAUGUAAGUGAUGAAGUAACAGGAUUUAGAUGGUAUAAAGUAGAUACAAUAUGGGGUAAAUUAUAAAUUGUUUUCUGAUAUUAAAGAUGAGGAAAGGUUUGACGAUGGGAACAAAGGAAUAGGCUGGGAACGGUGAGAAUACUGAUCUCCGGUUGCCCCAAUCACCGAUCGAAACUCAGUAGCAUGCUGUUAUUUCUCGCUGAUCUUCUAAGAUACCAUUCCCAGUUCGAGCUGGCCCAAUUCGCGCCAGAUCGUGCUCAAUCCUUCACUUAAUUUAUUUAUUCAAUAAGACUUUGUACUAAGCACUUAACAAUUGUUAUAACUAUAUAAGUUUUACCAUUUUCGACGGGUUCGGAGAGCUUUCUACAGCCGGCAAGAAACUCUCUCGUUGCUCUUUAAAAAUCGUGUUAUUGGAUAUAAUAUGUAUA